UCGUUUGUGAGCGUUCGCAGCGCAAGGUACUCUUCAAGUUUCCUGGCGCAUUCGAACCAUUUACUAUAACUGUGACUACAGUUAAACAGUUAGUACAAGGUUGUCAACCUGGUUACGACAGAGCGAAGCAGAGACAGACAGAGCAAAAGCCAACAACCAACCACAACAACAAGCAUAAAACAAUCAAAUUGAACGUUUUCAAACAUACCAAAAGCGAGAAGAGAGUGUGAGCAAAAUCGAAUUGGACAACAAAGAAAAGUGCUAAAUAAAAAAAAGGAAAAUGUGCGCUUCGCUGCGUCGUAAUUUGUUGCUGCGGAGCCUCUGGGCAGCCGUUGUGCUUAUUGGCACAGUGCAGGCCGCCUCGCCUCGCUGGGAGCCACAGAUCGCCGUGCUUUGCGAAGCCGGUCAAAUAUAUCAGCCGCAAUAUCUAUCGGAGGAGGGUCGCUGGGUAACGGACCUCAGCAAGAAGACAACGGGCGCCACAUGUUUGCGUGAUAAAAUGGAUUUGCUUGAUUACUGCAAGAAGGCCUAUCCCAAUCGAGACAUUACUAACAUCGUGGAGUCAUCGCACUACCAGAAAAUCGGAGGCUGGUGUCGCCAGGGCGCACUCAAUGCGGCCAAGUGCAAGGGAGCUCAUCGCUGGAUUAAGCCAUUCCGUUGUCUAGAAGGACCAUUCCAAUCGGACGCACUGUUGGUGCCCGAGGGCUGCCUCUUCGAUCACAUACACAAUGCGUCGCGUUGCUGGCCAUUCGUGAGAUGGAACCAAACCGGAGCUGCCGCCUGUCAGGAGCGUGGCAUGCAGAUGCGUAGCUUUGCCAUGCUGUUGCCCUGCGGCAUUUCGCUCUUCUCGGGCGUUGAGUUUGUCUGCUGCCCCAAGCACUUUAAGACCGACGAGAUACGCGUAAAGAAGACCGAUAUGCCUGUCAUGCCGCCAGCUCAGCUCAACAGUAACAGCAACAACAACAACAACUUGAACGUCAACAACAACAACAAUGUGGCCAACGAUGAGCUUAGCGUGAACGAGGAAGAUGAGAGCAAUGACUCCAACUACUCAAAGGAUGCCAACGACGAUGAACUGGACGACGAGGACGAUCUGAUGGGUGAUGAUGAGGAGGAUGAAAUGGUUGCCGAUGAGGCGGCAACAGUUGGCGGCGGUGCAGCUGGCGCUGGCAGCGAUGCCAACAGCGGGGCACUCGACGACAUCAAUGCGGAAUACGACAGCGGCGAGGAUAGCGAUAACUAUGAAGAGGAUGGCGCUGGCUCCGAUAGCGAUGUGGCCGGCAUUGCCGAUGCCUGGGAUCAAAAUGGCAGCUCGAGCGGUGCCAAGCCGGCUGCGUUGCCCUCGUUGAAGGCUCCCUCGAUGUCGCCGGCUAGCCUCACAGCUGUGGAUCAGCAACAAUCGAAGCAAUCGAAUCAACAGCAACAAGCUGCGAAACCGGAACUUGCCACAAGCACGCCACAAUUGUCAGCUGCUGCUGCCGCCGCUGCUGCUGCUGCUGCCUCAUCGGCUGCCAUGGCGGGUGUGGGUGCGGGUGCAAGUGCGGUGGGUGCACCGCCAUCGACGGCACAGCCAACAUCGGAUCCAUAUUUCACGCACUUCGAUCCCCACUACGAGCAUCAGAGCUACAAAGUAAGUCAGAAAGAAGCCCAACAGCGCCUUGAGGAAUCGCAUCGCGAGAAGGUCACCCGUGUGAUGAAGGACUGGUCCGAUCUGGAGGAGAAGUACCAGGACAUGCGACUGGCCGAUCCCAAGGCAGCCCAGAGUUUCAAGCAGCGCAUGACGGCACGCUUCCAGACUUCUGUUCAGGCACUCGAGGAAGAAGGCAACGCCGAGAAGCACCAGCUGGCCGCCAUGCACCAACAGCGUGUCCUUGCCCACAUCAAUCAGCGCAAACGCGAAGCCAUGACCUGUUACACCCAAGCGCUCACCGAGCAGCCACCAAACGCUCAUCAUGUCGAGAAGUGUCUGCAGAAAUUGUUGCGUGCUUUGCACAAGGAUCGUGCCCAUGCCCUCGCCCACUAUCGCCAUCUGUUGAACUCGGGCGGUCCCGGUGGUCUGGAGGCAGCCGCAUCGGAGCGACCACGCACACUGGAGCGUCUGAUCGAUAUCGAUCGUGCUGUCAACCAGUCGAUGACCAUGCUGAAGCGUUAUCCCGAACUAUCGGCCAAGAUUGCCCAACUGAUGAACGAUUACAUUUUGGCAUUGCGCAGCAAGGAUGACAUUCCCGGCUCAUCUCUGGGCAUGAGCGAGGAGGCCGAGGCUGGCAUUUUGGACAAGUAUCGCAUCGAGAUCGAACGCAAGGUGGCCGAGAAGGAGCGUUUGCGUCUGGCCGAGAAGCAGCGUAAGGAGCAGCGUGCCGCCGAGCGUGAGAAGUUGCGUGAGGAGAAGUUGCGCAUGGAGGCCAAGAAGGUGGACGAUAUGCUCAAGUCGCAGGCGGCAGAGCAAUUGCAACAGCAGCAAACCCAGCAACAACAGUCCCAGUCACAGCAGCAACAACAACAACAACAGCAGCAGCAGCAACAACAACUGCAGGACAAGAGCAUCAAUAGCAAGGAGCUGAGCAUGGACGGAGUUGGCGGUCUGGUGACUGCAUCGAAUCUCAAUCUUGACACAACCAAGAGCGAGAAGGAGCUGGCUGAUGCUGAGUAUGCUGAGGCCACGGUCAGCACCAAAGUGCAGACCGUCUUGCCAACGGUGGAUGAUGAUGCUGUGCAGCGAGCUGUCGAGGAGGUGGCUGCCGCUGUGGCCCAUCAGGAGGCUGAGCCACAGGUGCAGCACUUCAUGACCCACGAUCUGGGCCACCGUGAAUCGAGCUUCUCGCUGCGACGCGAAUUCUCGCAUGCGCACGCGGCCAAGGAGGGGCGCAAUGUCUAUUUCACGCUCUCGUUUGCCGGCAUCGCCCUAAUGGCUGCCGUAUUUGUCGGCGUGGCCGUUGCCAAGUGGCGAACAUCGCGUUCGCCGCACGCGCAGGGCUUCAUUGAGGUGGAUCAGAAUGUUACCACACAUCAUCCCAUCGUGCAGGAGGAGAAAAUCGUGCCCAACAUGCAGAUCAAUGGGUACGAAAAUCCGACCUACAAAUAUUUCGAAGUGAAAGAGUAAACAACUAGAGAAAAGCGAGCAAAGCAAAAAAAAAUAAAAAAUAAAACAAACAAUUAAUAAUUAAAUGCAUGCACCUAAACAAAUGGCAAGAAGAAGAAGCAGAAGCAGAAUAAGAAGAAGCAGCAAAGCAAAGAGCAUGGCACAUCAAUAAAUGAAAAGAAACCAAAAAAAAA
Drosophila nasuta is the source of this 3273-nucleotide messenger RNA. It is a transcript of the gene Appl, whose product is annotated as amyloid-beta-like protein. Gene Ontology annotation, cellular component: neuron projection; neuronal cell body; membrane. Gene Ontology annotation, biological process: axonogenesis; central nervous system development. The record is from RefSeq and is a predicted model, not a curated record. Lineage: Eukaryota; Metazoa; Arthropoda; Insecta; Diptera; Drosophilidae. Bases 281 to 3100 code for a protein of 939 amino acids. The transcript is spliced from 12 exons. Gene Ontology annotation, molecular function: transition metal ion binding; heparin binding.